AUGGAAGACAAAAGUACGGUGGAUGUUUUUGAGUUUGGUAAUAAUGAGGGAUAUGUUGCAUUUACAAAAUCUGGCAAAAUUGGUGUACUGGAGAAAAACGUCGACAUUCCUAUUGUUUUACCGUAUUGCAUGGAAUUGAGAUACGUGCGGGUAGCUGUUGACAACGCUAUCGGCCCUCCCAAAGUGGAUUUUGAUGCCGACGUGAACACGGUUCGCAUCAAAUAUCGUCGUGGACAAUUCAGCAUAUCCAGCUAUACAGUAACUGCCAAAGCUGAGCAAUCCAGUUCAUGUGGUCAACAGUUUUCGUGA
Molecule: messenger RNA, 309 nt
Organism: Zerene cesonia (dogface butterfly)
Lineage: Eukaryota; Metazoa; Arthropoda; Insecta; Lepidoptera; Pieridae
Exons: 4
Coding region: 1-309 (102 amino acids)
Source: RefSeq, a predicted model, not a curated record